Haliotis rufescens (red abalone) is the source of this 1937-nucleotide messenger RNA. RefSeq names its product guanine nucleotide exchange factor MSS4-like. NCBI's taxonomy places the organism in Eukaryota, Metazoa, Mollusca, Gastropoda, Lepetellida, Haliotidae. Gene Ontology annotation, molecular function: guanyl-nucleotide exchange factor activity; zinc ion binding. Bases 83 to 460 code for a protein of 125 amino acids. Gene Ontology annotation, biological process: small GTPase-mediated signal transduction; post-Golgi vesicle-mediated transport. The transcript is spliced from 2 exons. The record is from RefSeq and is a predicted model, not a curated record. Gene Ontology annotation, cellular component: membrane; cytosol.
ACUUCCGUUUGCGUCAAUGAAAAGAAGCGGAAUGCAUUUGCGAUAAUAAAUUCAUACUUUAGUCGUGAUCAGAGGAUUCAUAAUGGCAGAAGGGUCUUCCUCUGUCCCUAGCAACAAGGGUGAUUUGAUUGAAAAUGGGAAGAACAAGACAAAGAUUUGCUGUAAAAGGUGUCCAAGCUUAGUUCUCUCACCUAAUCAAGCAACAUUGACUGAAAAAGAGUUUUUCCUGCCAUACAUGUAUAAAAAGAACAAGGAAAGCCAGCCUCAUGAUGGAGAAACCUUGACAGAUUACUGGUUGGUAGAGGACAUGUUUACGUUCGACAAUGUUGGUUUCUCGAACACUGUGGGCUCCAUGAAGUAUCUUAUAUGUGCGGACUGUGAGAUUGGACCGAUAGGCUGGCAUGACUUGACCAACAAGAAGGCGUUCUACAUCGCAGUGGACCGAGUACAGCAUGUUUAACAACAGCUGGGAACUAGGAAUAUGUAUCAUAGACUGUUGUUAAAUGAGUCCGAAUUAACAAGAAUGACAACCAGACCAUGAAGUCAACUUUUGUUAAACAUGUUGAAGAUAAAAAUGAAAUACAUUCCCUAAUUUUCAGUCAUCAUCUUAUGCAAAAUCUGUUGUUAUUCAUUAUAAGGUGUUCACCAUAUAAUGUGGUUUUAGUUCACUGGGCAUGUUUAUGACCUUUUUUAGAUGAAAAGUUUGAAAUCUAGCACUUUCUAUCCAUAUUUAACAACUUACUUGAAAGUCAUAAUAAUGUUAAACCUGCUUUUCUUUUCGGAAGUAAAAGCUAUAAAAGGAUUUAGCAAACACUUAUAUCUCAGAAUGACUUUAACUUGUAUCCUUUGGCAUGGAGAGGAAUGUAAUGUAUAGGCAUGUCUACUAUCAUCUUCCCGAGGCAAGGGAGUUAACUGACUAUAAAAAUCCAGUUUCCACCCUUGCCGAACUAGGCUAGAAUUUCUGGGCUCUAUCGUAGUGCCACCAGUGGCUAUUACGAGUUACGUCCCUUCUAAGCCUCUCCUAUGGACCAAUCACAUUCCACCUCUCGCAUCACUUGCAUUUGCUUCAAACAAAAUGGCGACGCCCAGUCAAGACGAUCUGAUCAAUAAUCUAAGAUCUAUUUUGUAAUGUAACAGGUCUUAAAUCGUGCAGUGCAUCAAAUCAUGUGAGCACACCGAUUAAAAACAUGAAAAGAUUUGGAAAAUAGCUGUUGACAACCAGUUGGCGGUGCAAUGCUUUGCAAGUCCUGCAAUCGACCAAAAUCUGCAUGAAAGUUUAUGAUCCGGAUUUCGAUUUUAUUGUGCGAUUUUGAUUGGACUAUGCAUAGACUCGUUAGUCCAGCAAAAAUGUAACUCCAUAAUACCAGCCUAGUUCGGCAAGGGUGGAAACUGGACUUUUAAAGUCAGUUAACUCUUUUGUCUCCGGAAGAUGGUUUACUAUCCACCAGUAUAUUUUUACCAAAGUUAUUCCAAUAUGUAUGUUGGAAUUCUGGUGUAUAGCCGUUGCUAUUCAGUAUCUAUUUUCCCCUGGAAGACAGAUACAAGGUUUUCUUUUCUAGGACGUUAACUGAUUGUCAUCAAAAAUGUCUUCAAGAUAUUUUUUAAAUUUGGAAAUGGUAUAUAAAAAAAUGAUGCCAUUCAUCUUGGGCAAAAAAACUGCAGAUUUGGUUUACCCUGUGGGAUUCUGGGUUUGAAUAGGUUCCAAGCAACCUGUGCUGGUUGUAAAUGGAAUGGAUUGGGUGAUUAGACACAGUGACUUGGUUGAUAGGGUGUCUUCGUACCUCGACUGCAUGGAUCAUAGCUCUCAACAUUGAGGGACGGUCGGAUAGCCUAGUGGUUUAAGCAUUGGCUCGUGACGCUGAAGACCCGGGUUCGAUUCCUGACAUGGGUACAAUGUGUGAAGCCCUUUUCUGGUGUCCCCCGCUGUGAUAUUGCUG